AUGUCAUUCGAAGCCCAUUCCGAAUGUAUACCUUUCCCGCACGAGGGCGGAGGCCGUGCCGAACACGAGCCCCCAGCAACGAGAGGUGCAUCUACACCGAUUAAGCCGAUUCGAUUGGCCCUUGCCUGUAACCAAUGCCGAAAGCGCAAGGUCCGCUGUGAUGCGCAGCAACCAAGUUGCCGUAAUUGCAGUGUCAGGGGGGAUGUUUGUGAGACUUCGGAUCCUAGGAAACCCGGCAAUUUCCCCGCUGUUCGGAGGCGAGCUACGAGGUGCUGUCAGAAGGCGAGAGGGGAGGCUGGAAAGUGUUUGUCCCCGGCGCGUCAUUGUUUGAAUACAUUGACGCCAGCCGCGGGGAGCUCUAUCAAUUCCGUAUUGAAUCCGCCCGGCCCUUCCCCGGAUACCUCCGUAGAUCAUACUUCGCCUCGUGCCAGGGGAGUUUCAAGGAGCUCCGCUAUUCCUGGUUCGUCAGAGAGCCCAGCAACUUCAUCGUGGCGUACGACUCGGAGUGAGAGGUUAGGCGAAGACCACUUUUCCUGGCAAUCUAGGGCAUACCAAGACGUUGCAGAGGAUCAAGGGCAGGAUGUCGUCCAGGAACAUAAUACACCAGAACAUGAAACGAUAUUGACCCCGGAUGAAGCUGUUAACACGGAUGAUCCCACAACAAAUAAGACAAAGCACCUCGGCGCAAGCAGCGUACAAAGCCUCUUCAACUUUGUGGAUCUACAUCUCGCACGACAUGGCUUCAGUCAUGCCACCCCUCUGUUCAAGCAUGGCAUGCUACAUACCGAGGAGUUUCCAAUGCCUUUAAUGCCCAAGCUGCUCAUGCUCCCCGAUCGUCAAACCUUGUCAAUCUACAUCGAUGCUUUUUUCUCACGGCUAUGGCCGAUCUACCCCGUCAUCGACCGCGCCUCCUUCGAAGCAGAUAUAGAAAUAGUCCUCGGCUUACAAGCAGCCGGGUCUACAUCGUGGCAAGAACAAGUCACACUAUCUCAUAUUCCCGCUCUUGCUUCCGUCUACGCCCUGAUAUCUCUUUGCAUGAAUGAGAUAUCAAGAAAUUCGGAGCUGAGCUUUGAUUAUCUCACGGCCAGCCAUAGUCUACAUGGGCAUUUGACUGCCAUACCAUACAUGGCCAGUGUCCAAGCUCUUUUCCUUCUAGCGCUGGCACUCAGGGCUAUUGCCAAGGAUGGCCAGGCGUGGCAUGUCAUCGGCCAUGCAAUUCGUAUGGCUCAAUCUAUCGGACUAUACAAGUCUGCGGCAAAACACUCGUCCGAAGACGGAUUCACUUUGGGCUGUCAACCCGAGAGCUUGAAAGAACGACUCUGGUGGUCAUUAUUCGGGCUGGAAAAGCUCAUGCAGCUAGAAUGUGGCAGGCCAUCUAUCAUCGAUAGAAUCUAUGAUUGCCUCACCGUCAAUUACUCGGACAGCACGGGUUCGGAGCACAUAACCCCGUACUUUCGGGCAUGGGUCGCAUUGAGUAGUAUCAUGGGCAAAAUAUCGAACCGUCUCUACUCGCACAAGUUCAUGGGCGGAUCUGCCGAGAUGCUCGGCGCAGUCGCAAAAUUAGAUCAGGAGCUUCUCGAGUGGGAGGAUGCCCUGCCAGACACAUUGAAGCCUCGAAAGCCAUUGACCGACCACACUGGACAUGACCAUAAGAUCCUCGCAACUUUUCUCUCCCAGCAAUACUACCAGGCCCAGCUCAGCAUCCUCCGCGUCGCAGUAAUCUUCCCGCACCAAAGUAUAAAACGUGAAGUCGAGAAAAACAUCACCAGCCUGCCCCACCACACCCGCCUCCUGGACGGGCCCUUGAUAUGCGCAAACGCAGCAAGAACCCUCGUCACACAAUCCCUCCAACUAGCGGACCGCGAACUAAAAUCCACACUCCUGAACGUCUCCCCAACCUACCUCGCAGCAGUUAUUCUCGCACUCGGCGUCCUUCGUCAACCAAACAGCCGACUCGUCAGAUCAGAUAUUGAACUUUUGGUUUCAGCAACCGAGUACAUAGAGAGUUGGUAUUUACAGCGCGGGUUUACUUCGUCGUUUACGCAGACGUGUACGCAUUUGCGUGAGAGGAUGGUUUCCGUGUUUCAACGGGGCAAUAAUAGCCAGAAGGCUACUGCUACCGUGGUUAGUUCGGCGGAUUCGGGGUGUGAGAUGAGAGAGGGACAAUUGUCACAGCCUGCUGUACUAGGCUCGAGUGAUCGGUCAGUACUCUCUGGAGGUGGGCUUGCACGAUCGAGUCUUCAGGCAGUUUCUGUGCCGAGUGCGGUCGACCCGGGUGUGGAGUUGUUUGGGGAUUUUGAAUUCGAAGAUCUGUGGAACAUGACGGGGUUGGAUUUUAUGGUUUAUGAUGAGGAGAAUCCGUUAUUUGCACAAUAGGGUCAAUGAAAUCACCUUAUCAAUCUGGAAAAGGGUUUUCAAGAUCUUGUUUAUCCAAGCAGGACGGAAAUCCAGCUGUGGCUGGUCCAUACCACUGAUCAGGGUACAAAGUCAAUUAAUCGGCACCCAAG
Molecule: messenger RNA, 2507 nt
Organism: Penicillium brasilianum
Lineage: Eukaryota; Fungi; Ascomycota; Eurotiomycetes; Eurotiales; Aspergillaceae
Source: the annotation of a GenBank genome assembly